Molecule: messenger RNA, 1081 nt
Organism: Cryphonectria parasitica EP155
Lineage: Eukaryota; Fungi; Ascomycota; Sordariomycetes; Diaporthales; Cryphonectriaceae
Product: NAD(P)-binding protein
Exons: 2
Coding region: 74-880 (268 amino acids)
Source: RefSeq, a predicted model, not a curated record
AUAGUUCAAUUACGGACGGCGGCCUUGCAGAAGCUCGUCACAUCUUAUUCUCCAGCCUAUCACGACUGUGAACAUGGCUGCUGCAAGCAAAACCGUCGUCCUUGUGACCGGAGCGAACUCUGGCAUUGGCUGGGAGACGGUCAAGGCGCUCCUCCGGUCGACACGGACAUACCACAUUCUUAUGGGCACCCGAUCUCUAGAAAAGGGCGAAGCAGCAUUGGAGGCGCUGAAGAAGGAUGUCGCUGAGACAAAUAGCACUGUGGAGCUGCUCCAGGUCGACGUCGCCAGCGACGACUCGAUAUCUGAUGCCUUCGACAAAGUCCAGGCCACCCACGGGCGUAUCGAUACGCUGGUGAACAACGCAGGCAUUGCGUUGGACGCGGCUUGUGUCUACGGCGACAUCAGCAUGCGUGAGGCCUGGAACAAGGCGUACGAUGUCAACGUGUCUGGGGCCAACAUUAUGACACACACGUUCGUGCCGCUGCUUCUCAAAUCCUCGGAUCCUCGACUGCUCUUUGUCACCAGCGGGCUGGCGAGCGUGGAGAGGAUGAGCGAGGCGCACUACCCCGUCCCGCCACCCAUCCCGGCCGGGUGGCCUAAAAAGGCUGCAGUGCUGCCGAGUGCUUACCGCGCCAGCAAGACGGCGCUGAACAUGAUGAUGCUCUCCUGGCACUGGGUGCUGAAGGAGGACGGGGUCAAGGUGUGGAGCGUCUCGCCAGGCUUUCUCGCCACCGGCCUGGGUGGCCAGAGAGCAAGUAUGGCCCGGCGGGGAGCCGGGCCUGCAUCGACUGGGGGAGAGCUGAUCACCACCUUGAUAGAGGGCGGCAAAGAUGCUGAUGUGGGCAAGGUUGUGGGCGGCGCAGGUAUCCUGCCUUUCUAGUGUCGUUCUGGGUGGCCUAUGAGCUACUUUCUGCUGUUAGCCUAUCCGAAGAACUCCCGUGUAGCUGCCAGCAGUUAGGGCCUUCUGUCGUCUGACUGUAUCGACAAUGCUGGCUGGAUUCCACAAGAUUCUGAACGCUGGCAACUGCAGGCUGGGGUUUGCAGGACCGUUGAUAGCAGAGAAGAUAAGUAAUGCACUGCG